AUGACAUGCAAGGCCUGGGAUAGCUGUUGCUGCAAUGGACUGCCCCGGCUAUUGAGACGCAGGGAGGGCCAGGAAGGCAAGGAGAGGAAGUUGGGCAAAGCCGGCAAAGAGCCGGAUGAGUUGACUGGAGUCAACACAGUCAACACGUCCCCCGAGGAUUCCAACGAAUCCCACACCAGCGGAUUUCUCUCGAGGCCCGAAGCCUGCCCGAUCGAGGUACAGCCACACAACAUUGCCCGCUACAGUUUGCCCCAAGAAUGCUUGUCCUACAUCCCCGAGGAGGAGGCAGUGGUGAUGCGCUUCGCCAACGGGGACAAGGAGCGGCUGAUCUCCAGCAACGUGGAGCUCUCGAAUGAGGAGCUUGCCUGGCUAAAGGCCUUGCGGAAGGAGGCAGAGCGGCAGCAGAAGGCGUUCUUCCCCUCCGUGGCGGUGGCUGCCGUCCGCUUCUUGGGCGAUGCCCGGGGAGAUGUGGAGCAAGCUCUGAAAGACAUGGAGGAGAACCAGCGCUGGCGUGCCUCCUACUUCCCGAAGCCGUUGAGGGACACUGAGCUGCUGCCGGACCUCGCACAUGGUGCCGUGUACUUUUGCGGCCGGGACGUUGCGUUGCGACCGGCCCUUGUGAUGCGCGCUGGACGAGUGCCCUUCUCCUGGGACCCCCAGCGCUUUGCAAGGCUGUUCGUCUUCUGUGUGGAGUACUUCCUGCGCUACAUGGCGGUGCCCGGCAGGGUGGAGAACAUUUGUGUCAUCAUUGACUUGAACGACCUCUCUUAUCGUCACAUGGCCAUUCCUGCCCUCAUGGAACUCAAGGAUGUUUUCACAAACCAGAAUGCCGGGCGUGUCUUCCGCUUCUAUGUGUGCAACAUGCCUUUCCUGGUUCGGGCGCUGGUGAAUGUCGUCGAGGCGGCGAUGACAGAAAGAGCCCGGCAGAAGAUCUGCUUUGUGAGCGACGUCGCGCAGCUGAAGGAUGACUUCGCCUUGAAUCAGCUCGAGAAAGACCUUGGCGGCACGCGCGAGCUUGCCGACUCCUUCUUCCCCUUCCCGCUUCCCCCAGGACCCUUCACAGCUGGGUCUACAGACUCCAACGAGGAAGCUGUGGGCGGCCUCCAUCAGAUCCUGACGCAAGUUGGGGUGCGUGGCCGAUUGUGGGACCCUGCUCAAAGCAGAGAGUCCAAUCACCGUGUUGAGUAUGCCAGCACAGCUCGAGAGUUCUUGAGGCAGAAUGGCCUUGAACACUUGCUGGAUGCAGAGCAUCGCACGAAGUGUGCAGGGGAGGCCAGAAGACAGCAAGAUGAGCCUGUGGACCUCUCACCAGAGGAGGUCUCGCUGCGGUGCAUCUUUUCUUGCGAGCCCCUGUUGAAAUUAGGUUGUCAGAUUCGCAAGUAG
Messenger RNA from Symbiodinium natans, 1383 nucleotides. NCBI's taxonomy places the organism in Eukaryota, Dinophyceae, Suessiales, Symbiodiniaceae. The record is from the annotation of a GenBank genome assembly.